CUUUGUUUUUAUUUCCUCAAAAACAAGAAAUAACAACUAAACAGUGUUCAAAAAGUGCUGAUAAUGUUGUGAAAGAAGUACAGUUUGAACUUUACCCUGAUCUUAGUCUAGAAGUGAAACCCGAAGUGGAGAAUUAUAAUGUGAAGCAGGAAGUGUUGGAGCCUGAGGGUGAACCUGUGUUGAAUCGUUCCAGUCAAGCUGCUGAAGGAAUGCAACUGCAGAUCUCUGAUGUUUGGAGUUUGUGUAUGGAGCAGAGUUCAAACCCAAGUAAAGAAAGGAUUGUUUCUGUCCUUGACCCAGAGAAAGCCAUUGAUCUCCAUCAUGGCAAAGCAUAUGAUGAUAGAGAAAUGCACUCCAAAGGUGUAAAUGAUGGUUAUGGCCAGAAGCCAAAAGAUUGCACUUCUACAAUAAAGGUGAACACAAUGAUUCAUGUCAGUCAUAUGCCCACUCAGGUAUCUGAAGAAAAAUUUGUAAAAGAAGAGAGUAGGCCUAUUGCCAUGAAGUCUAGUGUGCCAUGUGGCUACAGCUCUGACAUUGUUGGACUGUCCCAGUGUCAUGUUUCAGACUUGAAUCUUUCUGGCGCCCAGUCUCUCGCAACUUUUGUGAAUUGUACACGGCCUUCUGAUGUUACAUUACCUCAACUGCACAAAAAUAGUCACGUUAGACAAAAUGACGCCGGUCUCCCCGAGGGACCUGAGUUUGUGAGUGGCAAAAAAACAAAUGCUGGAGAAAAACCUAAGUACAAGUGUGAAGUUUGUGGUAAAAGGGUUUUCUGCUUAAAGCGUCAUCAAAAAACACACACUGGAGAAAAGCCUUACAAGUGUGAAGUUUGUGGUUCAAGGUUUAGAACUAAUAGCAAUUUAUCGAGUCAUAAAAGAACACACACUGGAGAAAAGCCGUACAAAUGUAAAGUUUGUGGUGCCCAAUUUUCAGAAUGUGGCAAACUUUACAGGCAUAACCGUAUUCACACUGGAGAAAAACCUCACAAAUGUGAAAUUUGUGAUAAAAGGUUUAUACGUAGUUGCCAACUAAAGAUUCACGCAAAAACACACACUAAACAAAAACCUUACAAGUGUGAAGUUUGUGGUGCAGAGUUUACAAACAGGCUCAAACUUCACCAGCAUAACCUCAUUCAUAUAAAGCCUUACAAGUGUGAAGUUUGUGAUGCAGAAUUUACAGAUAAGCGACAAUUUCACACACAUAGCCGUAUUCAUUUAGGAGAAAAACCUUACAAGUGUGAACUUUGUGAUAAAAGGUUUACACAAAGGAUGCACCUAGCAAGCCACAAAAGAAUACACACUGGAGAAAAGCCUUUCAAAUGUGAAAUUUGUGGUUUAAGUUUUGCUUAUAGUCGCACUCUUAAGAGUCACAAAAGUAUGCACAGUGGAGAAAAUCCUUACAUAUGUGAAGUUUGUGGUGCAACGUUUCCACAAAUUUGUAAACUUAACAGGCAUAAAGAGAUUCAUACAGAUGAAAAACGUUACAAGUGUGAAGUUUGUGAUAAAAGGUUUACUCUAAGGAGCUCCCUACGCGGUCACAAAAAAACACACACUGGAGAAAAGCCUUACAUGUGUGAAGUUUGUGGUGCAAAGUUUGUGGAAAGUGGCAAACUUGACAGGCAUAAACGUAUUCAUACAGGUGAAAAGCCUUACAAGUGUGAAGUUUGUGAUAAAAGGUUUGCACAAAGUUGUUCCCUAAAGUCUCACAAAAGAACACACACUGGCGAAAAACCUUUCACAUGUGAAGUUUGUGGUAAAGGGUUUUCACACCGGACUAGCAGAAACAAUCACAAAAUGAUGCACACUGGAGAAAAGCCUUUCAAGUGUGAAGUUUGUGGUUCAAGGUUUACAACUAUUGGCAGUUUAAAAACUCACAGAACAAUACACACUGGAGAAAAGCAUUUCAAGUGUGAAGUUUGUGGUUCAAAGUUUUCAACUAGUAGCAGUUUAAGGUCUCACAAAAGAAGACAUACUGGAGAGAAACCUUACCAAUGUGGAGUUUGUGGUAAAUGGUUUGUACGGAAUUGCGACCUGAAUCGUCACAAAAGA
Molecule: messenger RNA, 2048 nt
Organism: Aplysia californica (California sea hare)
Lineage: Eukaryota; Metazoa; Mollusca; Gastropoda; Aplysiida; Aplysiidae
Product: zinc finger protein 708
Source: RefSeq, a predicted model, not a curated record